Molecule: messenger RNA, 3045 nt
Organism: Angiostrongylus costaricensis
Lineage: Eukaryota; Metazoa; Nematoda; Chromadorea; Rhabditida; Metastrongylidae
Source: the annotation of a GenBank genome assembly
AUGUGGUGGGUGGUGCUAAUUGCGUUGCCCACGUUAGUGACAGCUUUGGUGUACCGCUGUGAGAACGACGAGGUACUGAUCGUGCAGAGCUUCGGCAAUGACACCAUUCGAAUGCAUUGCCAGCGACUCGACAUGUGUGGAUAUCAGAAUUUGCGUUGCGACUAUGACGAUUUCCAACCACAAUGUGGAGGACUGAUGAACUUCGUGGCACAUGUCGUUCAAUCCACACCCACCUCGCCGUCAGUUUUCAUAUCAUUUUCAUUGCGCUUCAUUUCGAUCCUUACUGAGAUAUGGGAUCUGCACAGAGCUGUGUUGAACAGGGGAAUCAUCAUCAGCGAGGAUUUUGUUCACGCUUUCCCAAAUGAGUGUGUGAUGCUGUUUCAAAGCGUUGAGCAUACGUGCUGUAAUCUGUUCAAUCCUCGAUUGCCACAUACAAUUCCGACACAUGUCGGAAAUGACUGCUUCAUCUACGAGCUACCAGAUGGAUCAUCUCAUACUGAGCAUGCCACCGUCAACGACCAUCCACCAUUAACUGUACUCAAGAAUGCAGCAGAAAUUCCUGAACACAUCGAAGGUGUGUCUGGAUAUCGCCUACGCCUAUAUCUUUUGAAAAACAAAUCUCCUCCUACGUUGCUCGUCAAGGGAAUCGAACGUCGGCUGAAGGACCAAUUGAGUGGCAAGCGGUCAGUUGGACGAGUUGGACUAGCUCUUCCUGGUCACGGCGUUCCUAAUAUUCACGUCCAUGUGAAUGCUAGUGGAAACAACAACAACGUUAUUAGUGGAAACAAUGGAAGAGAAAAUACAGUUCCUGGGCAUAUCAACAUCACCAUUCACACAGGAGAGGGCAAACAAUCAAUUGGAAAUGUAGCAAACGGUUCUCCGAAACAGAAUCGCAACUAUGAGCGUGAUUCAGCUGGUGGAGACAGGGAAGGCGAGGACGAACAUAAACAGAAAAGAGGUCGAGAAGGAAAAAGAGGAAAAACAAACAAUAGAAAGAACAAAGACGGUGGUCCAAUCAAUGGCAACGACGUUAAUAAUGCCGACGAUUCUCGAAACGCUGAUGGAGAUAACGAUAGAGAUCGAGGGGGCCAUGGCCGCAAAGGAAGCGGAGGUAUGAGGGGAAAAAACGAAAGAGAACGAAACGGAAAGAAGAGCAGUAAAGUAGGCGAAAAUAUCGGCGAAAGUAAAGCGGGUGCUGGAAAUGGUGAUGAAAAUCGUAUUGAAUUAAAUGGGAAUGAAGGAGAUCAAACAGUUGGAAAAAAAAGUGUAAUUGGUGCUCACAAUGGAAGCGAAGAAAUAGCGAAAACAAAGAAAGGAGAGAGGAAAGGAGAGCAGAGCAGUAAAAAUGGAAAAAAUAUCGGCAAAAGUGAAGCAGGUACUCGAGAUGGUGAUGGGAGCAAUAGUGGAUCGGAUGGUAAUGGAAGGAGUGCAGCAGUUGGAAAGAAAGGGCAGGUAAGGCGAAAAGAAAGUGGAGAAGCUGAUUCAGAAGCGGGAGAAGAAUCUAGGAAGAAUUCAGAAAGCGCAGGUGAUUUCCGCUCUGGUGGUGGAAACGGCAACAGCAAUGGCGACAGUGGCGGUGUCAAAGGCGUUGGAUCAAGGGCGUUCACCGUUAGAAAUGGUAACGGUCUAGACGGUAGUGGAGAUCCCAGAGUCGAAGCAAAGGGCGGAGGCAGUAGUGCUGCUGCCGGCCAAUCGGGAAAUGGUGGAGAAAACGCUGAAUCACAUACUAUUAAUGGGGCAGGAAAGAUCAAAAUUGGUGAUCGAGAUAAAGGGGCAGAACCGGGAAAAGGAGGAAGCGAUAGUGGCAAUGAGGCAGAGCCAAGUGAACGAGUAGAACUGAAGAACAGUAGUAUAUCGCGAAAGAAAAAAGGAAAAGGCAGUCUCCGUACUGAAGACGAAGUGGACAGUGACGAUUCAUUACAUGAAAAGCGAAAAGGUAAUGAAACUGGAGGCAAAAGCUCAGGAAUCUUGGAUGGUAGCGAUAAGCCCAAAGGUGUCGACGGAAAGCCACGUCUUGAAGAGAUGAAGGGACAAAAUGGCCACAUCCGAAAGACUCUAGACAGACAAGCAGCGGCCACUGACGAUCCUUCUAAAGCCAUCAUUGAGCAAACAACUAAGAGAACCAUAGAAAGCUCCAAGCGCAAAUCAACUCUUCUUCACUCAAAACUGGGCGUCACAAACCCUUCUGAUAUCCUCACAACUAGUCGGUCAACUGAUGCGGCAAUUGUUAGCGUAGAAAGUACUACCACAAGGACAUCAACAAAUAGAACCGCGAAAAAGGAAUCGCAAAAGACUGAAGAUGACAGCAAAGUCGGAAAACUUUCGAAAGAAGCUCGUAAAGCUAACGGUGGCCUCUCAUCUACUACCUCUUCAGGAUUGAAGAGUGGAAAAACUGUUAGAUCGAAAGCCAGUCAUUCCAUGGAAAGAACAUUUUCAAACAUGACCACUAAUGUCCAUGGAAGAAAUGCCACAAAACCAAUGCACGAAUCUACGGAAAUGACUAUUCCUGGUUCUAAAACGGUAUCCAGCAGUAUCUCCACGAAUACAACACUGAAGGACUCAUCAGGUGGCGGUUUGGGUGCUCCCUCUGGAAACCCAUCGUCAACCAGUACUGCACCUGAAAACGAUAAAACUCUUAUUAAACAGCCGUCCACUCUCAGUGCUAUUCCUGUUGAUAAAAAAGCUGUCGGUGUUGCUGCUCCUCCUGCAAGAGCACGACUUGCUGCAGCUGCAGCGGCUGGUCAACAAGGAGGACCGAAACCUCCAUCAAAGAAGGCGGCUGAUCCCAAGGCAGUGAAGAAGGCGAUGAAACGGCUGAAGCGGAUGAAUUGCUUCCCAGCUGACGCGCUUGUCACAACCGUCACCGGGCGGAAACGAAUGGAUCAGUUAGCAGUCGUUUGGAAUGACCUGUCGCAUGCUUCGCUUUACAUUGCUUCUUGUUCACUGAGUCACCAGUUACUUUCUGUUUAUUGGAACGCUGUCGAAAAACUCCAAACUCUCUUUUUCAAUUUUAUGUGUUGGUACCGAGUGCAAGAAAUGUACUGA